CUGGAGACUUCAAUGCCCCAUCUCUUAACUUGAUGACGGGAUGUGCCCAGGACAGAUUUGAUCGAAAUCUGCUGCAUACCAUCACGGAGGCCGGAUUCACCGAAAAUGUCAGAAUGGAUACUAGAUGGGGCCCAGAUGGGAAGUCUUCUAGACUGGAUUACGUGCUCACUAGUGACCAGCUACUAGUGGAAAACGUUCAGAUCACGACUCCCAUAGGUAGUAGUGACCAUGCGGUCAUAACAUUCGACAUAGUCCUCCGCGAGCGUUUACAGUGGGACAAUACACAGCCCUAUCUGUGUUAUAACAAAGCCAAUUACACCGAAAUGCGAAGACUUUUGUCUGAAGCAAAUUGGCCAAAAAAUUGGACAGAGCUUACAGUAGAAGAACACUGGAGAGUGGUAAAGGAGAUCAUUCACCAGGCGAUCUCAGACACUGUUCCUUUGGUCACACCUAAAGCUAGAAAGCAACGUUCAUGGCUAAAAAGGGGGACACAACGCCUUCUACAGGCGAAGCGAAAAGCCUGGUUUGCGUGGCGAGUAUCGCAGAGUCAACCCGAACAUGAAGAGUACCUCGAACUCAGGAAUCGGUGUAACAUACGAGUCCGGAGUGAUAGAAGGACAUUUCAGAGAAACCUCGCCAAUAAGCUUCUCGUGAACCCCAAAAGCCUAUACAGGUUUAUGUCUGAAAGAAAACCGACCAACCAGGGAGCUUGCAAUAUAGUGGGUUCUGAUGGGAAAUCUCUUACUAGUCUUGAAAUGGCAGAGACAUUCAGUCUAGCCUUUCACAGGCAACUGAACAGUAACGAGGAUUUUACCCUCACAAAACAUCAAGAUUACAAUGCAAGACCAACGUGCGAAAACCUGCUGGGUACAUUUCAAAUUACCCCGGCUAUGGUACUCAUAAAAUUGGGAAAGUUGGCUUCGGGAAAGUCUGCAGGUUGCGACGACAUAAGACCAUCCGUCCUGAAGCAGUGUUCAGAAAGUCUCUGCCAACCCCUAAGUGAUCUGUUUCAACACUCCUUUGAUGUAGGGAAACUUCCAUGUGAAUGGAAACGAGCCAUCCUAUCCCCUAUCUUCAAGGGUGGUGACCGGCAG
Messenger RNA from Trichobilharzia szidati, 1094 nucleotides. The record is from the annotation of a GenBank genome assembly. Lineage: Eukaryota; Metazoa; Platyhelminthes; Trematoda; Strigeidida; Schistosomatidae.